Molecule: messenger RNA, 1644 nt
Organism: Topomyia yanbarensis
Lineage: Eukaryota; Metazoa; Arthropoda; Insecta; Diptera; Culicidae
Exons: 2
Coding region: 1-1644 (547 amino acids)
Molecular function (GO): nucleic acid binding
Source: RefSeq, a predicted model, not a curated record
AUGAAACCCUGUCUGACGUCGCGUCGUGACCGGAGCAGCAGCGUAAUGAUGGUGAUCCACCAGAUGGUCAGUGAUCGUAGCGGUGCGGCGGGGCGUGGGGUUGAACGACAGACGGUGGUUGCAGAAGACGACGGCAAGGACUUUCCGCUGGCGGCACUUGUCGUUAAACAAGGAUUCUAUGUUGACGAUUUACUGACGGGAUCCGAUAAUUUAGAAACUCUGGUAGAAACAGGACAUCAGUUGGUCAGUGUACUCAACCGAGGCGGUUUCUACCUCAGAAAGUGGAGCGCAAACCACCCAGCCAUUCUGGAACACAUCCCAGAGAAAGAUCGUGAAACACUGACUGUAGUGGAACUUGACCAGUCUCCUUCAAUUAAAACACAUGGCCUUCUAUGGUUUCCAACAGAGGAUCUGUUUGGCUUCAAGGUUCCACAGCUGCCACCCCUCGAACGUGUGACAAAACGCAUUGCUCUUUCUGAAAUGUCUCAGCUUUUUGAUCCUUUGGGUCUCGUGGGACCAGUAGUAGCCAGCGCUAAAAUAUUUGUACAGCAGUUAUGGCAAGAGAAUUUGCGUUGGGACGACGAGCUUCCAGAAAAACUGCAGUUAUGGUGGCUGUCCUUUCGAGCAUCAAUUGACGUCCUAAGAAGUCUCCGUGUACCUAGAUGGGUUAUGGGUUCAUCAACUACCAACUAUGAACUGCAUUGCUUCACUGAUGCUUCUGAAAGGGGAUAUGGAUGCUGUAUUUGUGUCGUGUCUACUGAUGGUAAAUCCAAGUCCAGCCACCUACUUAUCGCCAAGUCUCGAGUCGCACCAGCAGGUGGUCUCAGUAUUCCAUGUCUGGAACUUUGUGCUGCCAUUCUGGGAAGUCAAUUAGCCGAUGCCGUUCUACAAACAACCAAUUUCUCUGGAAGAGUGAUAUUCUGGACUGAUUCGACUAUCGUCUUUCAUUGGAUCACAUCACCACCUUCUACUUGGAAAGUGUUCGUAUCAAACCGCAUCGCAGAAAUCCAACGACUUACUAAAGACUCCCAGUGGUGGCACGUCCCUACCUCUGACAAUCCAGCAGACCGCAUAUCACGUGGAGAAGAACCGCUCCAGCUGCUACAAAACCCUCUUUGGUGGAAUGGGCCACAUUUCCUGUUGGUGGCACCGGACGAUUGGCCAGACUCGAUUAUCGUAUCGUUACCAUCCAUGGUCAAAGAGCAAAUGAUUGAACGCAAACCAACAGCCGCGCUUCAUACGUAUAUUCCUGAUUGUUCCUUUCUCAACUUUUUUUCGGAACUUGCCCCUCUUCUUAGGGUCACAACGUACUGCCAGCGAUUCGCAACCAACUGCAGAUCACCAAAAUCGAAACGCAACACAGAAUUUCUAACGACACAGGAAUAUGACAAUGCACUGAAAACCCUUGUUGGCGUUUCUCAACAGGCAGUAUUUCAAGCGGAACUUCAAUAUAUUCCGGACAAAGGAAAAGGUUCGCUUGAGGGAUUUCAGUUAAAAUCGUUGAUCAAGGACCUUAACCGAAGUCUAGAUUCUGGCCUGCUACGAGUGCAGAGACGUAUUUCCAGAUCGCCAGGAACAUACGACAGCCGUUUCCCGAUGAUAUUGCCGGCAAACCAUCAUCUCUCUAGCCGCGCGUGUCGUUAA